UGGCGGCUCGCUGUAGCAGCAGUAAUUAACACAUCGACUGCUAGUUGUAAACAAUUUGAGUUAAGCGCAGUAUUAACUAAUUAAACGAGAAGAUACCCGCACCUAAUUAAGGAUAGCAAGAAUACGAGUAAGGUAACAAUCUGUGUAAUCAACUGCACAAAAAUACGGCGACAAUUCAUAAUUAAAAAUUGAUUUGCGAUUAAAUGGGCACAAUGGACAAUCUGUCGGACUCAUUUCGAGGAGAAUUGGAUUCUGUAACUUCGACGGACUCUCUUCAAUUAACCACUGAUGAAUUUCAUUUACGACACCUGUCUACACCCGAUGUUUCAAACAUCGAAUUGUCUAAGCGAGUGGCUCUGUUGGAACUCGAGAACGAACGGCUACGCGUCGACCUGGAAAAUGCGCGGAUCGAUCUCAAUGCUCGGGUCGCCGCGAAUCAAGGUCUCAAAAACAAGAUAACCGAGCUGUUUGUCGAGAUGCAAACGGUACUGCGGGACAAGCAAAAGCUGCAGAACACGUUAACCGACACCAACAGUCGUCUUUCCGCGGCGGAGGCUUCCGCAAAGUGGUACCAAUCGCAAGUACAUAUUCUGAUGGCCAGUAAGAAGAGUCUACAGGUGGAAAUAGAUACGUAUCAGGGUAUAUUGAAACGACGACAGCGAGCAAUAGCGGAUAUAAACGCCAGCUAUAAGAAACUGAACCUUGAAUACACUGAACUCGUGCAACAGUAUCAAAAGGAGAAGCAGCAGAUGCAGAAUGCAAUAAAAGAUCUCCAAUUACGCAUUCAGUCUAUUGACACGAUACAGGACACAUCAGAAGGAAAUUCGACGGGAGGUAGUCCAACAGACAUAUCUAUGGUAUUGGAAACGACCGAGGACGAGUUGCGAAAUACCAGAACCGAGCUGAAGACACUGGAGCAAUGUCUGCUAAGCAACGAAAUGGCCAGAAUGUCCAUGGAAAACACGUUAAGCAAGCAACGUGUCCUUAUCGCGUCUAUGGAAGAGAGCAUACAGAAAUGCGAGACGGAGAAGAAUGAGACCGCCGAUCUGUUGCGGAAGACGCAGUUCGAGAUACAAAAGCUAAGGUCCGAGAACGAGACAUUGCAAACAUCCUUAUUGAUGUCUAAACGUGAACAGAGUCAGGUGGAGAAUGCGAUAUCUCAUUUAAGAAUACAACUGACCAAGAUGAUAGCGCAAUACAAACUAUUGAAAUCUAAGAAUGCGGAAUCCGAAGAAAAAUUGACUAAUAUGCAAGAUCUUACAAAUGAAAAUAAACGUUUGAAGACCUUAGCGCAUAAAGCAAACAGUACCUUGCUUAAAAAACUCAGAGAAGAAAAGAGUAAGAUAAAAACUUUAGAGCAAAGACUCCACUGCAAACAGAUGAAUAAUCAAUUUAAUGAUAUGAGAAACAAAACGGAACAUUCUUUGCGAGAAUGUCUGAAACAAGCUCUGUUACGAAACAAGGAUUUACAGGAGCAAUUGAAAUCUAUGACUAGAAUAACCGACGAAAGUAUCGAUGAAGGAUACGGUGAUAGUAACAGUAUUAAUGCCUCCUCGAUUUCACUAAACAUUCCGUCGUCGUCUCUCAUGAACUCAGUAUUGUUAAAAAACGCUGUCGACGUUCUCGCACGAAGUAAAGAUUUUGCGAUGCCGAUGCAAGAAGAAUUGAACGCGCUUCGAUUGAAGAUGGAGAGAUUCCGGGAUCAAUGUGACAUGUUAAACCAACAAAACGAUUUUCAUUCCAAUAUCGACAAUGUGAUUCUUCCAAGAGAUUCCAUAUAGUUCAAGAUCUAUUUUUUGUUCGCGAAUAUGCGAAUAAAAUAUAGCCUUAGAAAGAGAGAGAGAGAGAGGGAGAAAGAAAGAGAGAGAGCGAGAGAAUAAGUAAUUAAAUAUUCAU
Messenger RNA from Camponotus floridanus (Florida carpenter ant), 1896 nucleotides. Its product is annotated as myosin type-2 heavy chain 1. NCBI's taxonomy places the organism in Eukaryota, Metazoa, Arthropoda, Insecta, Hymenoptera, Formicidae. The record is from RefSeq and is a predicted model, not a curated record. Bases 204 to 1781 code for a protein of 525 amino acids. The transcript has 4 exons.